AUGGUGGCAGUCAAGAUUGGAGAAUUGAUAUUAGAUGCACUAAUCAAGCAUGAGAGCGAAAUAAUAAGAAAAAAUUGCGAAGUUUUUGAUAUAGCUGCAACAUUUUUGGAUGGCUAUGAAAUUCCGCAUCGCCGCGGUCAAAAACUGCAUUGCCGCUGGGGUUUCAAUUCUGGUUCUGUGUUUUCUGGCGUUGUUGGUCUUUCAGCGCCGCGAUACUGCAUAUUUGGCGAGACGACACUACUGGCUUCGAAGAUGGAAAACAAAGGAAUACCUGACCGGAUUCAAACCACUUUCCACACUUACAAGAUCCUUACCAACGGAGAGAAGAAAUUUCUUUUUUCCCCAAGAGGAAGCACUAGUAUUGAGAUGAGAAGAAUAUGCAUUUUGUCCCUAAGAAAAACUCAAAUUUAUAUUUGUCACGGCAUUAAAAUAACAAUUGCUUUAUUCGCAUUAACAAUGCCAUAA
Messenger RNA from Enterobius vermicularis (human pinworm), 465 nucleotides. The record is from the annotation of a GenBank genome assembly. Lineage: Eukaryota; Metazoa; Nematoda; Chromadorea; Rhabditida; Oxyuridae.